ACCCACACCCACACCCACACCCACACCCACACCCAUUUUGAUAUAUGGCAAUUAAUUCUGAUUGAUAAUUAACAUGUAAACGAGUUGUUUCGAUGUGGGUGUGGGGUGUGGGUGCGAAUGUGGCAGAUCAACAUCUCACAUCCAUACUCAUAUCUACGAUCACACACUCGCUCUCACACUCACACACCCACGCCCGUAUCGAUGCGUGUAGUCCAUCUGAAAUGUCUUUCGUUUUACAAAUAUGUUAUUUUUUUCUUUGUUUGUCAUCAUUUUGGUCUACUCUUCGUGUUGAGUAUUUUUCUGUUGUCAUAAGCAGUGCUUCCUAAGAAAGCGCGUGCUUGACAGAAAUUGAAAAAAAAAGCAAGGUAGAAAAAAGAAAACAUAAGCAGAGCUUUUAUUAUGCUGCACAAGUAACAAAAGAGUCCUUCGACAAACAAACAACGCAUCUCGCAUAUACACCCACACGCUCAAGUUGUAAAUUAUUAUUAUUGAAAUUUUCUUGAAAACGUGUAUUUUGAUUAUUGCAUUCUGGUAAGUAGUUUAUAAUGAUGAUUAGAAAAGAGAUUUUAGAGUUUUCUAAACGUUAUAAACAUAAUCAAUGUAUGACUGGAAUAUUAAUUACAACGUAUUGAGACAGAAAUGAAAUCGACAUCCAUGAUAGGCUUUUGUUAAUCUGAUCGUCUGAUGAUUAUAUUCUCAGUCAACGAUCUAUCCGAUUUACUUUCUUGCAUCCAUUGGACACAUGGGGGUGGGUGUGGGUGUGGGUGUGAGUAUGGGUUUAGGUGUGAGUGUCGGCUUAUUCAUUGCAUUAACCGGCACCCACGCCCACACCACGAGAAAACAAUUUUUUGGAUUGUAGAAUUUAUAAAUCACUUCGGCUUAUCUAUAAGCUCACAAGUUGAGACCUAAACAGACACAUUGGUGAAAACUUAGUAUAAAACGAAAUAUCGGUAGUUUUUUGGUUGAUUUUGUUUUGCGGGAUUUUGAAUUUUAGACUCAUAUGUUUCUAAAUUACUACUGACUGCUUUUAUCAUCUAGAAAAGUGUUAUUUUUCAAAACGAUCUUGAUUGAAAAAGUAAGUUUAUUUCAGGUUGCAAGAGAUGAAUCGAAAGAGCAUUUUUUUUAAACCUUCAAAAAUACAAGAUCUUUCUGCAAAGGUCUCUGGUCCUAUAUAUACCGUGUGUGCAAAAAUGUUUGCAACCUAGUUUGUUUUGCAAAUAUCUCUGCAUUGACAAAUAAUACAAUCUUCGUUCUUUCCCCAAAAGAUGCGCCCUAAGAAGCUCUACUAUCUCUAUAUUGACAUAUCUCUACCAACUGGUUCUGAUGGUUUUUCUACAAUUAAAAUAAAAAACAUCAAUAAAAAUGUGGAAACCUCGGAUUUAAAGCCGAGUGUUAUGUGUACUUCAAAAAGUAAAAACACAGAAGCAAUUUCUGUUUAAGUAUCUUUGCAAUAGGUGACUUAGCCUUCUUGUUUCUUAAUGUUUUAUAUACCAUUUUGUAGCUCGUGAAAUUCUCUAUCGAGUGGUGUAUAAUAGUUGGGGCUUUGUUUGAUUAUGAGAGGAAAAGUUUUUUACGAAAACCGGGAUAGGUCAAUGUUCGCAUAGAAAAGCAUAGGCAAUAAUGACUCUUUUUGCGAUAACUCAGCAAGGGCUCGACGAAUCAUUCUCAUCUUCGAACUCGAUCGAGAUAUUGAUGAGACCAAACUGUGCAGAAAAUUUCAUCGCGAUUGAACUCUCUUUUCGAAAGUUAUCAUGUAAACGGCAGGACACACUGACUGAUUCUAUAGUGUACUUACUUUUUAAGUACACAAAAAUGCUAUUUCUCACUAUAUUGAGCCUAGUAAAAAUGUUUGAAUCAUGGUUUGUUUUGCAUACAUCUUGGACUAGACAAACGAUAACAACUUGAUUUUUCCACAAAAGAUGCGUCAUGAAAAUCUCUACAAAGAGCUAUACGAACAAGUCUCUAUCGACAUACUACGAGAACUUCCCUAGCUGGCUGUUAUGACCUAUUUUAGAAAUACCACAUUAAGUUAUACAACAUCUUAUCUUCUUUCCUGAUGUGUAGUCUUUCGCUGUACAUAUAAAGAGAACCAAAUCCGGUUGGAUUUGUCUUUGUGCGCAGUAUUAAAGCAUAUUGUGAAGGUAGUCAACCACUAACCAGUUGUAAGUCAGAGGGAAGUUGAUCUUAUCGUGUGUUUACAAUCAACUUUAUUGUUGCGAGCGGGGGUAUAUAUAUACAUGGUUCGAAACAAAAGGAAUAUGCUAGAUGGUACUAUGAAGUCAAGAAUUCACAAGAGAGUACUAGAGAGUACUAGAGAGAACAUACAAGGUCAACAUAGAGGGAAACGAAUAUGCUGGAACAUACUGGAAGAGAGAACACAUAUAUAUUCACGAAUGACAACAGAAAAAAAGAAGAUAUUGAUGGAAUAUAUGUAUAUGAUGACAUCACAAUAAUGACAGGACGAAAAAGAUAAUACUUGAGAGAUGAUGACUCCUAGCAAUAUUUUCAAUCAAACAAGAACAACAACUAAUGAAAUUUUUCAGACACUUCUAUUUUUGUCAGUAUGGUAGGACAUAGUAACAUUGUGGGCAUCUUCACUGUUAACUAUCUAGGAAAACCCUUGUAGUAUGUCGAUAUAGACUUGUUCCUACAGUUCUUUGUAGAGAUUUUCAGGACGCAUCUUUUGUGGAAAAGUCAAGUUGUUAUCGUUUGUCUAGCCCGAGAUGUAUGCAAAACAAACAAUGAUUCAAAAAUUUUUACUAGGCUCAAUAUAGUGAGAAAUAGCAUUUUUACUUAUAGUUUUAUUUUGAUUGUAGAAAACCAUCAGAACCAGUAGAUAGAGAUAUGUCAAUAUAGAGUUAGUUGAGCUUCUUAAGGCGGAUCUUUUGGCGAAAGAACGAAAAUUUUAUCAUUUGUCAAUACAGAGAUAUUUGCAAAACAAACCAUGUUGCAAUCAUUUUGACACUCCCCGUACAUAUGUUGUCUCACGAACUUUAUUUUCUUUCUUUUGAAAGCGCUACCAUGAAGAUAUAUGUUCAAAGACCCACUGGGAUUGGGCGACUUUAUAAUUUUGAUGUAGAGCCCACUACUACUAUUAAACAACUAAAGCAAUGUAUUUGUGAAAAGGAUUGUUACAAUGAACAAAAUGUUCAAGAGUCAUAUUUCACUUUUGAUGGAGAUAUAUUAGAUCGAGAUGAACGUACGCUGAUGUCUUAUGGUGUUGAAGACAACUCUCUCUUAGAAUUAGUUGACCCCAAUAUGAAAUUUCGUAGCUGCAAUAAUACUGGAAACAGAUUUGUCGAUGUUUGUAGUACUAAAGGCUUAAAACAAGCUGAAUGGUCGAGAAUAGCUCCACGAUGGCGACGAGCUGGACAUGGUCUGUGUUUUGAAGGUCAAUGCCUAAAUAAGGAAUGUGAAGCUUAUCGUCACACAGUUAUCAUGCCCAUUGGUUACCAGAAAUUCGAUAUAUUGAUUGAUACAGAUCAAGAAACAACCAUAUGUCCCUUAUGUAAAUACUAUGUUGAGCCGGUAGCAUGCGGCUUUAGUAAUUGUUGGUGGAGAUACGAGGGUAUAAAAAUCUGCAACAGUGGCCCGCCAAAGCGAUGUUCAAGUGAUUGGAAGCAUGCUGAUGAUGCAUAUCAUCGUUUCGAUGAAAAUCCAAGUGAACACGUGACAUGGAGGAAGCUAAUAUUUGAAGUGGUUAAGAAAAGACCAAAUUUAGAACCGAUGGAACUACCGACAACACUCUCUCGACCAUCACCAGGUUAG
Molecule: messenger RNA, 3768 nt
Organism: Rotaria sp. Silwood1
Lineage: Eukaryota; Metazoa; Rotifera; Eurotatoria; Philodinida; Philodinidae
Source: the annotation of a GenBank genome assembly